UGUUAUUUCUUGAAAUGCCAAAGAUUGGAACUGUAGUAACUGUAGUAGUCUUUUGCCUACAAAACAGUAUAUUCACAACUAAAAUCAACUAUAAUCCUAGAUUAUAUUGGAUAUUGGGCUGAUUAAGGUGUCCUCGAAAAGCGCCUUUUUUUUUGCUAGAUGAAAAACAUCAUUAAAUUUAUCGCCACAAAUGAUCUAAUAUGAAGCAAAAACUUUGUCAAUUAUAAUUAUUUAGUUUCAUCUGAGUAUGUUAUAUUGAACUCAUUACUAAUAAGGUAAUGAAAUGGAUUCGAAAUCAUUGAGUCUUAUAUUUUUGAUUUUAUGGGAUUUUCCUUUUACUUCAUCUGCGGGCUUGAAAAAUACUGUAGAAUUAGAGAAGGUACAAGUUUGUCCUGGUAACGAUCAAAUGGAAUCAUCUUUGAGAAAUUUGAAGUUUACAAGGAUUAACAACACACAUUCAGCUCUCAGUGUGGACUUCGCUUAUGCAAGGGAUAUUGAUGAGAAAACUGGUUUCAUUGUUCGGCUUGAUCGAUGGUCUGAUGGUAGAUGGGUAGAGUGGCCUUUCCUUCCUAAACAAAAGGACAUGUGCAAAACUAUGAAUAAACUGUUCCCAAGUAUUUUUGUGGAAGCAAUGAGGAGUGCAAAUGUGGCGAAUCCUGACAAAUGUCCAAUACCUGCGGGCGAAUAUCAUCUGGAGAAUCAUAUUUUCGACUUUUCACACUUGUAUGCACCUAUAAGGCUUGGGAAAUUCAGGAUUACUGUCAAAAUAACAGACGAUGCCUUCAAGGACGUAUAUUACUGCAUGAUUUUGGAAGUCAAGAUCGAACAGCAAUUGAUCAAAAAAUAGAUUCAUUUACUUUUUGUU
Messenger RNA from Harmonia axyridis, 865 nucleotides. RefSeq lists its product as uncharacterized. Lineage: Eukaryota; Metazoa; Arthropoda; Insecta; Coleoptera; Coccinellidae. The transcript is spliced from 4 exons. The record is from RefSeq and is a predicted model, not a curated record. Bases 284 to 847 code for a protein of 187 amino acids.